CAGGCACGGGGUGCAUAGUUCAUAACACCCGAGGUAUAACGACUAUGGUUGCCUUUGCACGCGAGGAUAAAUAAGUUAAAUUCGUUCAUUACUUAUGCUUAGGAAGUAUUUUGCAGCGUUUGAUUGUUUAUACAUAAAAAUGUCUGUGGACACAAGUCAAAAUUUGACUCUGAGACCCUUGUUCAAAGAUCCAGGUGUCGAUUUAACAGCAUACCGAGAUCAACACUUUAAAGGCAGCCGAAUGCAACAAGAGAAGUUGUUAAAAAUGUCUAGCACGCUUUAUGUUGGUAACUUGUCAUACUACACAACAGAAGAACAAAUUUAUGAACUGUUUUCUAAAUGUGGCGACCUUAAAAGAGUUGUCAUGGGUUUGGACAAAUUUAAAAAGACUCCAUGUGGCUUCUGCUUUGUGGAGUAUUGCGAACGACUAUGUGCAGAGAACGCUGUUCGUUACAUUAACGGCACUCGUCUUGAUGAUCGCGUUGUAAGAACAGAUUGGGAUGCUGGGUUUAAGGAGGGACGACAGUUUGGUCGGGGAAAAGCUGGUGGGCAGGUACGAGACGAAUACCGAAUGGAUUUUGAUCCUGGAAGGGGAGGGUUUGGUGCACGAGCGCAACUAAAAGGAGAAAAACAACUAACAAGGGCUGGCAAUGCUAUUGAGAGGGAGACACCAAAGCAAGAGAAUGAGGAGACAUGAAUAAGGAAUUGAUUUAUCACAAACUGAGAAGGCAGAAGUGUUGCAACUUGCACUGCUGUAUAUUGAAAAGUGAUUUUAGUAUACUGCGUUUGAUUUAAAGGCAAUUUUACAAUAAAAGUUAUACACACCAA
Molecule: messenger RNA, 828 nt
Organism: Ciona intestinalis (vase tunicate)
Lineage: Eukaryota; Metazoa; Chordata; Ascidiacea; Phlebobranchia; Cionidae
Product: nuclear cap-binding protein subunit 2-like
Biological process (GO): mRNA cis splicing, via spliceosome
Cellular component (GO): nuclear cap binding complex
Molecular function (GO): RNA cap binding
Source: RefSeq, a predicted model, not a curated record